AUGCCACAAUUUCUAGACCUUCCUGCCGAACUCAUCCACGUCAUAUCGGAAUUUCUGGAUGACGAGCACGCGAUAAAUUCUCUUCUCCGAACAAAUAAACGACUCUUCGCACUCCUCAACCACUCCCUCUACCUCCACAAUGCUCAGUCUCCACACCCGACAGCCCUCGAAUGGGCCGCCAGACAUGGCUUUGAGAGAACGGUGCGCCAUGCGUUGAAGGCCGGCAUUUCACCAACCGAGGCCUAUGAAGAAAAUUGGGUACCCUUGGCCUUGGCUUGUAUUCAUGGACAUGAAGACGUGGCACGCCUUUUGCUUGAACUUGGCGUCGAUCCGGACCUCGGUGAGGGUGAGGAAUGGUACCGAUUCAACAACGAUGAUGACCCAAUUGAUGAUGAUCAUCAUCAUAAAGGCCUGGUCGCAUUGGCUAUUUGUGGAGGCCAUGAGUCUAUUGUGAAGCUCUUGAUUAAGUUCAAGGCCCCAAUCGAUCCUCAGACAGCGUGGGACGAAGAGGCGUCUCUUGGGCUAGCGGUUAUCGCUGGACACUUGCCUAUUAUAAAGCUGCUGGUAGAAAAUGGCUGUAAGCUUGAGGAUACAUUAAGCCCGCUUAUUUCUUAUGCUGUCAUAUCGGGAAAUUUUGAGAUCGCCGAGUACCUGCUCGAUCAAGGUGCCGGUCCGGAUCUUGAAGAAACAGAGUCUUAUAUUUGUCAAGCUGCUUCAGCCGGGCACUGCAAGAUACUCAUUUUGCUUGUGGAAUACAUGCUGUCGGAAUACGCAAGUAAUCCGGACGGUCCUAUUCGUGAUGUCGCGUCGAUGCUCAAGACGCCUUUAUACCUCGCCGUGGAUCACGGUCAUUUUUCUACUGCCGUAAUGCUCCGGGACAUUACUAAAUUAUCAGAACAGGUCGAUAGUCUGUCUCUCAACUGCAUUGAUCAAGAAUUACUCCUCUUGGCCGGUGCUGCCUGCGGGUGGGAAUCUAUUGUGCGGAAGCUACUUGAACAGGGUGUUUCGCCUGAUACUACCUCUCCGAGUGAUUCGGUCUUUCAAUACAUUAAGCCUAGGGGUCUACCAAAUGAUCUUUGUCUCCGGGAAAAGCACGGUACCUCAGCAUUGGCAUUUUCUGCUUUUCACGGCCAUCUGGGGACCACUCAGCUUUUGCUUGAAUACAAUGCCAGCUUGGGGGAAAAGCGGGAAGAAAUCUACGCAGCAAACCCGCUCAUGGUGGCAGUCUCUCAAGCUCAUUUGCCCAUCGUGCGUGCCCUUUUAGAUCAUGGGGCGGAUCCGAACUAUCGACAGCAUGACGAAACAUAUGUCCUCCACCAGGCCGUACCGUCGCCCGAGAUAUUUGAGCUUUUGCUUGAUCGAGGAGCUAGCGCUGAUCGGGAUGAUUUACCAUACAACAUAUCGCUGCUGGUCAAGGCUCUCCAGGAAGGAGCCAUUGAUACCAUGAGAAUCCUCCAGCGAAGGGGGAUUCUUGAUUCACUGUUACAAGAUGAACGGGGCGAAGCUCUUAUACUCGCCGUCACUGGGGGUGUCCGUGCGAUUGAAUAUCUUCUGUCCCAGGGUUACAAGGUCACGCCGAACAGCGAAGAAGCCCAACUUGCACUUGUGAGUGCCAUCGAGGGGUCCAAUACCGAGGUCAUCAACCUGCUCUAUGCAAGGGGUUUGGUAUUCGACUUAUCUGUGGUAGACAGAAGGAACCUCUUGGAGUAUAUACACUAUUCAGAAUUCCCGGAUAUCAUGGAAAAAAGCAUUUCUACCGUGGAAACAUUACUCGCGCAUGGGGUCGAUAUCACUGCUGGUCACAAUAUUCUUUCCAACCUUCUCAGGGGGAUGGAUCACCUCUCCGUCACUGAGAUGAACCCAUAUUUCGCGUUAUUGUUGGACCGCGGUGCAGAUCCACUUCAAUCGCGACAAGGCCAGAGGAGCCCAUUAGAGGUAUCUGUGCGUGACAUAGACAACGCGUCACUAACCCAUAUAAUGUUGAAUGCAUUAAAUAGUCGGAGUCUCAGUCCAAAGGAACUCAAGAAACUUGCCUAUGUCGAAGCAAAAGCCCGUGAACUGGGCAGUUGGAGUGUGGUACGGCAUAUUUGUCGAAUUCAUUGUCGGAUGAAGUAUGAAGGUCUGCCGAAACAUCCUGCCUAUCCGGGUUGA
Messenger RNA from Penicillium manginii, 2151 nucleotides. RefSeq lists its product as uncharacterized. The transcript has a single exon. Lineage: Eukaryota; Fungi; Ascomycota; Eurotiomycetes; Eurotiales; Aspergillaceae. Gene Ontology annotation, molecular function: protein binding. The record is from RefSeq and is a predicted model, not a curated record. The coding region runs from base 1 to 2151 and encodes 716 amino acids.